AUGGAUGAUUCAGAAGGGUUUACAGUGGAGGAGAAGAAGACUCCUAAUUCUAUCGAAGUAAGCUCAUAUGGUGUGUAUCACAGAAACAAUAAAAUUUGGCCAACACUGAAGCCGUUUGUUAAUGGAUUCCUGGCUGGACAGCUCACAUUACUUGGUUGCUAUGGUGCUUACUGGUCUGCCAAGUUAACGUUGUAUCUUGCUGAAGAAGCCCAUGAUCACCAUAAUGCUGCCAAAAUCAGGACUGCCUUACAUGCGGUUAGGAAGAAUUUGCCACAUUGGAAGCUUUUUCAAGCGACUUAUGCAACUGCACAAUUUGGAUCAUUCGACAUUUUAACGAAAAAGGUUGAAGCUGCGAAUGGUGGCCUGCGUUUAACACUCUACCAAGAAGCUUGUUGUGGCCUCAUCUCUGGCGGUAUUGCAGGCAGCUUUUAUUAUCCAUUUGCUUCUCUAAGAGCUAGCUCUUCGCAGUCUGCUGAGACACAAAUCAACUACAGAAACUUGUUUGCUUCUCUCUCUCAUAAAACUAGAAGCGAAGGGCUCUUUGCAUUGUGGAAAGGCUCAGGUGCUGGAAUUGUUUCAGCUUUCUUUGCAGCAGCCUGUGGCUGCCCAUGGCCUCACAUUGCCGCAAUUAAGCGUAUGAUUCAAGCUGAUGGAGGCAGAAAGCAUUCACACAGAGAUGCUCUAUAUUAUGCAAUGGCUGAACCUGGAAGAUGUCCGGGCACUCGUGGAAGAAAAGGGAUUAUAGCAUCAGAACAGUUCAUGGUAGAUGGAUGGGGAGAUAUGAAACCUACAUCCAAACUAAUGUCAAAGGCACUGAAAGAAUACUAG
Molecule: messenger RNA, 828 nt
Organism: Coffea eugenioides
Lineage: Eukaryota; Viridiplantae; Streptophyta; Magnoliopsida; Gentianales; Rubiaceae
Product: mitochondrial dicarboxylate/tricarboxylate transporter DTC-like
Exons: 5
Coding region: 1-828 (275 amino acids)
Molecular function (GO): oxoglutarate:malate antiporter activity
Source: RefSeq, a predicted model, not a curated record